AUGGCUCAAGCAUCUUCACUUGACGCAGCUCAUCCACGAUUUAUGAAUCCUCCGUUCCCUAAUACAGGCGUUAAAACCAAGUCGACAGUACCAGCUCUGAAAGUAGCCUUAGUUCAAAUGUCAGUGGGGUUUGAUAAAAAGAAGAACAUACAAGUUGCUGUAAAUGCAAUUUAUGAGGCCAAGAAAAAUGGCGCACAGCUUGUAGCACUGCCAGAAUGUUUCAAUUCUCCAUAUGGAACAAAAUAUUUUGAUGAAUAUUCGGAAAGAGUGCCAGCAGGAGAGACAUGUGCAGCUCUGUCCAAGGCAGCCGCUGAUACCGGAAUGUGUGUAGUAGGGGGUACUAUGCCUGAGAAGUGUGAUAGUCGGCUGUAUAACACUUGCACAGUAUGGGAUCCUAAAGGGACCAUGAUUGCAAGUCAUAGAAAGGCACAUUUAUUUGACAUCGACAUUCCAGGGAAGAUAACAUUCAGAGAGUCGGAAUCGCUAUCAGCCGGGAACAAGAUCACCACAUUUAGUUACUGCGGCGUUAAAAUUGGUAUUGGUAUCUGUUAUGAUAUAAGGUUCGUCGAGAUGGCUACGCUUAUGGCUAAAGAAGGGUGUUCCUUCUUAAUCUACCCUGCGGCGUUUAACAUGACGACGGGCCCCAAGCAUUGGGAACUGCUUGGUCGGGCAAGGGCUAAUGACUUGCAACUAUAUGUGGCGUUAGUGAGCCCCGCGCGUGACCCUAAAGCGGACUAUGUGGCAUGGGGCCAUACUAUGCUUAUUGAUCCCUGGGCGAAGGUCGAAGCUAGUCUGGAUGAGAAACCUGGUCUGCUUUACGGUACCAUUGAUACAAAGGUCGUCCAGGAUGUGCGAAGCCAAAUACCCAUUAGGAUGCAAAGGCGGACGGAUAUGUACGAAACAGUGAACAAAACUAAGUCGUAA
Molecule: messenger RNA, 924 nt
Organism: Arctia plantaginis
Lineage: Eukaryota; Metazoa; Arthropoda; Insecta; Lepidoptera; Erebidae
Source: the annotation of a GenBank genome assembly